ACUCGAGGAUGGCUGACGCGUCACUUUUAUCAGAAGCUCCUUAAUGAGAGCAAGGAAAUGAAAAAGCGGUUGAAAGAUGUCAUCAGUUCAUAUAAAGUUCACAUACAAGAAAUUGCAAGCCGUCACGAAACACCAGUUGAGCUGGAUAUUAAUCUUUAUGAAAUCUAUCACUAUGUUGUAACCCUAAGAAAUUACGAAAAAGAAUACAACAUUGCAGCAUCUCAAAAAGAAAACAAACUAUUAAAAUUCAAUGACAUUAUGAGUUUUUUUGAAAGACUUAAUCUUCAUCCAACUCAAUCAGAAAUUAUUUUUGCAGCAAAAAAGGUUUUACCAGAAAAGAAUUACAAGGAUGUCGAUUACACUAGCGAAGAUAUAGUAAAUAUUGUAAUGCAUAUUUACCCCCCGGCCGGUGCACAUUUAAAGACCACUCGUAAGUCGACCUGGCUAAAUCCUAUUGUUGACAAUGAAAAUGCAAUUUUGAGAAAGUUUUUUAAAAAAGGAAAAAGCAAAAAAAUACUUAAAAAAACAAUACAAAUAAUUUCAAGCGACAUGAAGAACAACGCAAUUGAAACAAGCAGUAAAAACAAAGAAAAACCAAAUGAUCAAUAG
Hydra vulgaris (swiftwater hydra) is the source of this 609-nucleotide messenger RNA. RefSeq lists its product as uncharacterized. NCBI's taxonomy places the organism in Eukaryota, Metazoa, Cnidaria, Hydrozoa, Anthoathecata, Hydridae. The record is from RefSeq and is a predicted model, not a curated record. Gene Ontology annotation, molecular function: protein binding.